Messenger RNA from Ananas comosus (pineapple), 682 nucleotides. RefSeq lists its product as uncharacterized. Bases 50 to 682 code for a protein of 210 amino acids. Lineage: Eukaryota; Viridiplantae; Streptophyta; Magnoliopsida; Poales; Bromeliaceae. The record is from RefSeq and is a predicted model, not a curated record. The transcript is spliced from 2 exons.
GUACUUAUUUUCCUUAUCUAACAUAUGUGAGUUUCAUAGGUUUGCAACUAUGCUCACAACUUCCACCUCUAGGCCAGUUGCCGCAUUUGAGGCAUGCCUAAUUGGGAAGAAUGGACCUUGGUUGGCAGCGAAACAAGACACUUGUUCAUUGCGAGUUAUGCCUCGUCUAGAGGAGUUGCAUGUAAUAAACUGCCCAAAACUCAGAGCACUUCCAAAAAGUUUGCAGCAACUAAGCGCACUCCGGAUUUUGCGUACUACAAUGGCUCAUAGCCUAAGUGUAAUUGAGGACUUCCUAUUCAUAACUGAGCUUACGAUUGAAAUGAACAAUGGCAUAGAAAGGGUCUCAAAUCUUCCUUCACUAAAGAAGCUCGCCAUUUGGGACACUCCGGCUCUGAAGUGCGUCGAUAAUUUGGUUGCACUACAACACCUAGAGUUGCAAGAUUAUUCUAUGGAGUCCCUCCCAGAAUGGUUGUUGAGACUGGUCCAGCAACGCGCGCAUCUUCGCGACAAAAACCUCCAACUUGUGAUGCGCUGUAGUACCGCCGUAAUUCAGAGAUGCCUCAAGGGAGGGCCAGAUUGGCCCAUCAUCGAGUGCUUUUCUUGUGUCAGCGUCUACACUGAAGAUAGAUCGGCAUAUCUUGAAUAUACCAAGCAAAGUGGGUGUUAUCGAACUAAUCAAUGA